Camelina sativa (false flax) is the source of this 1671-nucleotide messenger RNA. The record is from RefSeq and is a predicted model, not a curated record. NCBI's taxonomy places the organism in Eukaryota, Viridiplantae, Streptophyta, Magnoliopsida, Brassicales, Brassicaceae.
AUGGAUACGCCGAACGAUUCGUUGAGAGAAAAGGAGAGCCAAAAAGUCUCUGAAAAUAAAGAUUGGUCCAAGCUUUGCCCAGAUCUUUUGCGAAAGAUCAUCGAAAGCUUGAGCUCCAUUGGCUAUCACCGAGCAAAAAUUGUUUGCUCAGAUUGGUAUAAUGUUUGGAAAACAUGUGCAAAGCGACGUCUAUGUCCAUGGCGGAUCAUAUACCAAGAUAAAACUUAUAAGCUGUUAGAUCCCGGUGAAGAGAAGAUUUACACGACACAAUACGUCGGACUCUCUGACAAUACCUAUUGUAUGGCUAGCUACGGAAAUUGGCUGUUGAUGGUAGAUUGUCGUCUUGAUUUCUAUAUUUUUAACCUUUUAACAUGCGAGAAGAUCAAUCUUCCUUCAAUGGAGACUCUAAUACGUGGUGGUGCACAAGUGAGAUUCGAGCGAUGCGGUGAGUCAGGACGCCGCGAGUGGGGACACUUUGUUGAGCCUUGUCGUAAGGAUCAUGUGUCGGAAGGCAUCUACGGAUGCAAACGAUCAGGAGCUGUUGUGUGGAUAAACGAGAGGACAGGGGAUUAUUUCGUUGCUUGGAUUUUCAAACAGCAUUACGUGUUCACAUACAAGAAAGGAGAUGAUUCGUGGUGGAACUGGAAUAGUAAUUGGCAAACCGGUGGCAAAAAUUUAGGUUAUCUUGAUUUGGCUUAUAAGAAUAGUAAGCUUUAUCUGUAUACUACCGAUGAUCAUAUCAAGAUUAUCGAUUUCUCUGGAGAUUUCCCCAAGGAAGAAACCGAGAAUAACCCCUAUAAAGAUCAUCGUUUUUACUAUCCUAUGAUUGCUAUGAGUGAAGGCGAAUAUAUUAUGAGGAGGAGAAUAGCCAUUGAGAAAUCAGGAGAGGUUUUGGUCAUCUUGAAUUUAAUAAAACGAGAAGAACUUUUCUUUUACAUCUUUAAGAUGAAUCCUGAGAGUGGCAAAUGGAAAAGGGUAGCUUCUAUUGGAGAUGAUGAGAUGUUGAUUUUGGAUCAUGGGGUUACAAUAAGAGCACCGGUUCAAGAUGUUGGUGAUGGAAUAAAGAGUGGUUCGAUCUUUUUCGUUGAAGAUUGUGAUCGUUGGCCACAUUAUUUUUGCUAUUCAGAUUGUGGUAUCUUUGAUAUUGCCACAACAAAUAUUAAAUGGCUUAAGGAGUUUCGUGAACGAGCAUGUUGUGGUUCUUUCUUUGGUGGUGUGUUAUCUAUUUCUCUCUGUUUUGCAAAGAUGCGUGUGAGGUGUUUGGAGGCGGAUAUCGGAGCUGGACAUCAAAGGAGAUUGAUGCUCGACAUCAGUGUCGGUCGACAUCAAGCUGAAGGACGUCAACUAUCUGUACCACCAUCAUUCCGCCACAAUGGAUAUGAUCACAUUGCCGAGGAAGAGCUUGUUGAAGCCUUCACCCAAAUGAGCCUUGAUCAAACCAGCUCCUCAGCUAUGAAACCUCUUUUGGCAGGUCAAGGAACCCCUAGAAGCCAAGACAAGACAUUGGAGCUGCAAGAGACGUGCGAUACAAGCUUCACUUCCAAGAGCGAUCAAGAUAGUGAAGAUCAAGACCAAGACAUUGAGGACAUGGACGAGCAUCAAGAGACUGAUCAUGAUACUCUAGAGGAACUCCAGGAAGACCCCUACUUCAAGAAGCAAGCCAACAAAUAA